Molecule: messenger RNA, 289 nt
Organism: Chionomys nivalis (European snow vole)
Lineage: Eukaryota; Metazoa; Chordata; Mammalia; Rodentia; Cricetidae
Product: 60S ribosomal protein L37a-like
Exons: 1
Coding region: 11-289 (92 amino acids)
Biological process (GO): translation
Cellular component (GO): ribosome
Molecular function (GO): structural constituent of ribosome
Source: RefSeq, a predicted model, not a curated record
UUCCGGCGACAUGGCAAAACGCACCAAGAAGGUCGGGAUCGUCGGGAAAUAUGGGACCUGCUACGGUGCCUCCCUCCGGAAAAUGGUGAAGAAAAUUAAAAUCAGCCAGCACGCCAAGUACACGUGCUCCUUCUGUGGCAAGACCAAGAUGAAGAGACGAGCCGUCGGCAUCUGGCACCGUGGUUCCUGCAGGAAAGCAGUGGCUGGUGGGGCCUGGACCUACAACACGACUUCUGCCGUCACAGUGAAGUCUGCCAUCAGAAGACUGAAGGAACCGAAAGACCAGUAA